Messenger RNA from Penicillium atrosanguineum, 1602 nucleotides. Its product is annotated as fungal specific transcription factor domain-containing protein. Gene Ontology annotation, biological process: DNA-templated transcription. Lineage: Eukaryota; Fungi; Ascomycota; Eurotiomycetes; Eurotiales; Aspergillaceae. The transcript is spliced from 5 exons. Gene Ontology annotation, molecular function: DNA binding; zinc ion binding. The record is from RefSeq and is a predicted model, not a curated record. Bases 1 to 1602 code for a protein of 533 amino acids.
AUGCAGCUCGUAAAUACUAUCCGUGAAGAUGACGAGCAAAAGGGACCUAGCUUGCUGAAUUUGAUUCGAAGCAACGCGCCAUUAGACGAGAUCCGCCUUCAUCUUGCGGAAAAUGAAAAACUAAGUAAUAACAACGAGGCUAUUGCCAAGGGCCAAAAGCCUAAUUCCAGCCCUUUUGGGUCAUCUCACAGGUACAUGGAUAUUAAGCGUAUAUCUGAUAUUCCUCUCUACAGGGUACCUGCCCAACCAUGGACAUCUGUGACGAAUGAUGAUGACUUCGUGUCGCACUUGAUCUCACUGUAUUUCACCUGGAACAACUGCACUUCCAAUUGGAUUGACCGCGACCUGUUUUUGAGGGAUAUGAGAUCUGGAAAUUUGGAAUCUAGGUUCUGUUCACCUUUGCUUGUCAAUAGUGUCUUGGCUAUGGCGUGUUUAUACUCAGAUUAUCCCGAAACCUUGGCCAUCCCAGGUGACCAAAGCUCGCGAGGAGAACACUUUUUGGAGGAAGCAAUGCAAUUGUUGAAAGAAGACGAAGAUCGACUAUCACUCACAACUUUUCAAGCGCGGGGUAGCAUCUAUAUGUGUCUGAACGGCAUGGGAAAAGACAGGCUCGGAUGGCUGAAAAUUGUCGAGAUUGCGGAUUGUGCCCGCGAUAUUGAGAACAAUAGUCAAAAAAUGGUAGCAGAGGCCGGUGCAGAAGCUCCAGAGAUGACAAAGGCCAUCUCUACGGCAGUCUUCGGGCUGUUCAAUGCCUGCACGAUCAGCAUCCUUGGUUUACAAAAGCCUGCUAUCGCCACAAGGCCCACAAAACUCGAGCGGCUUCCUCGAAGCCAUGAUCCAGGAGAUACUUGGUGCCCUUAUCCCCGCCAAGUCGAGCCUGAACCGGCGCACACGAGCUGUGUGAUCAACGGCGUUUCCGAUCUCAUGCUUAUCGUAUGGGAUAUAUGCAAUUAUUUCUUCGGAGAUGGGAAACCUGCUACACUUGAUCUUGAAAAUAUUAACUCCUUCUACCAUCGGCUGCAAACCUGGGCUGAAACCCUUCCAGAAUGCAUCGGUCUGGGUUGCACCCCGACACCCGGAGUAAUGGACAUGCACAUGAGAUAUUACACAGUUAUCUUAUUGAUAUUCGGGUUUAUCGAACCAGUUCUAGAAGAGAGCGACUCAGCCACCAAGAGCCACAUCAGGGCUCUGAGGUUUUCUGCAGCCCAUAAUAUCGGCGCGGUACUCUAUCAAUUUCGGUCUCAAUGGUCUGUGGACUGCGUACCAGGGACUGCAAUGCAGUAUACAUCUGUCGUGAUGUUCACACUCCUCGAAAACCUACACGAUGCCCAGAGUAAACAGGCAUUUAUCGAAUCUUUCAUCAUUCUCCGUUCGCUCGCUCGACGGUGGAAACUAGCCAAGAAUAUUCUUCAGCUUAUCCAGCUAACAGCCAUGGAAAUGGAAUUUGCUCUUCCGAUAGAAACACAAAUUAUUUUCAGAGACUUCGAGGCCGAACUCUGGAAAGCAGAGCAUUCUGGCGGCUCGGCGGCCUUUAUCCAAACCCUCCAGUCGCUUUUAAUGAAGAACGAGGACCAGGAUGGCACAUUCAUGACGCCUAAUUAG